Lynx canadensis (Canada lynx) is the source of this 4016-nucleotide messenger RNA. RefSeq names its product natural killer cell granule protein 7 (gene NKG7). The coding region runs from base 149 to 646 and encodes 165 amino acids. The transcript has 4 exons. NCBI's taxonomy places the organism in Eukaryota, Metazoa, Chordata, Mammalia, Carnivora, Felidae. The record is from RefSeq and is a predicted model, not a curated record. Gene Ontology annotation, cellular component: plasma membrane.
UUACUGCAAGAGUCCGCUACCGGGAACCGCAGGAGACCACACCAGCCUGGUUUCAAAGGCUUACAGGCUUCUCUUUCUGGAGCUCAGAGGACCCACGAUCACCAGCUUCUUCAUCUCCCAGGCCCCAGACACCCAACUGCUCAUCUCCAUGGAGCUCUGUCGGUCCUUGGCCUUAUUCACUGGCUGCCUGGGCCUGGUGUCCAUCCUGAUCGCUCUGAGCACGGAUUUCUGGUUCGUGGCCGUGGGGCCUAACUUUUCACUUCACUCGGGCCUCUGGCCAGAGGGGUUUCACAAUAUGGUGGCAGCCUACAUCCACGUGACACAGAGCUUCAGCAUUCUGGCCGCCCUGUGUGGCCUGGUGUCGGUGAUCCUCAUGGUCCUGUCCUACAUCCCCUCAGUGUCCAUUCCAGGCCGCGGGCCCCUUGCCUCCUCUGUCACAGCCUUUGUUGCAGCCAUCUUCGUGAUGGUGGCCAUGGUCGUCUACACCAGUGAGCGGUGGAACCAGUCCCAACACCCCCAGAUCCAGUCCUUCUUCUCCUGGUCUUUCUACCUGGGCUGGGUUUCGAUGAUUCUCUUGCUCUGUGCAGGUAGCCUGAGUCUGGGUGCUCACUGCAGUGCCCCCCGGCCUGGCUAUGACACCUUGUGAGCGAGAGAGGCGACAACAGCAAGAUGAGGCGCUAUUCUCUGAAGACACCAUCAGGAGCCUCAGGCCCCCGCAGCCCCCCCCUCUGGCCCUCCCCCCCAGCCCUCCCCCAACCCCUUCAUUUGCUUCUUUACCCAUUCAACAAACAUUUGCUGGGAUCUGGUAAUUCUGGGAUUAAUUCUGUCAUGACAUAAGCUGAGGGCAAGCCAGCUCCAUGCUGGGUGACGGAAAGGACUCAGAGCCCUUACCUGUCAUCCGUCUGCUACCAGCCGGUAUAGGGGCCACUGUGGCCCCGUGUCAGCUCCCUUCUCCAGGCCUUGUCUUUCUCCCUGUUUCCAUCUCAAGACCCUGUCCUUUGUCUUUCCCACAUUAGUGCUCUUUCCUUCUUACUCCCUGAUUUUGCCACCCCUGUCUUCACUCUGGUCCUCCUUGCUCAUUUCAUUCACUCACUCACGCAUUCAUUCAUUCACUCCUUCAGCUGGCUUCUCCUGAGUUCAUCCUCUCUGUUGGGUCUCCCUGGGGAUGCUGAUGGGAACCUGAGACCUGGGCCUUGCCCACUGGGGGCUGCAAGUCCGGUGGGGGAAUUGAGAUGGCAGGGCAGAGCUUGGGAUGGCGGGGAGAAAGGCCGCGUCAGGCAGUGGUGGGGGGAGGUGAGCUUUCUGGGGAGAGGGUGUUUAGGGGUUUCUCGAGGGCCAAGGCAAAGUCAUCCCGGCAGUGGGGCCCAAAGGUGUGGAGAGGCUGGAGGUUUUCAGGGGAUGGAGAACAGUGCUCUGUGGCAGAAUGUGGAAUGCAGAGGUCAUUGGGGUGUGAGGGUGGAGAGGUGGGUGAGAGCCAGGCCCCUAAGGCCACAGUGACUCUCUCUUGAGAGCAAUGGGGGGCUAGAAGAAGGUUGUGAGGUGGGGAGGGACAGCGCCAGCUGCAGGUGCCUUAUAGAUCCCUCUGGGAUAUGCAGGGAGGUCAGAAAGGACAAAGGAGCUUGGCAAUGCAAUGGGUAUGACUGGGACCGGAGCAUGAGAUGGAAAAGAGGGAAGGGGCCAGAAAGAUUCAGGGGCCGGAAGGAAUGGGACACAGGGGUCCAAGGGCUUUGUGGAGUGAUGGGCAGGAGGGGGCCAGGUUAGUGCCCAGGGUUCUGGUGCAACCAACUUGGGUGGGAUGGUGGGGUCAUCCCUGUUUGGUGGGAGAUGUUGAGCUCAGUUGGGAUGUGGUUGGCAGGGGUCUGGGACAGAGAAGUGGGCUGGAGAUGGUUUGGGUUGCUAUCAGAGAAUCGGUGGCCGAGGGAGCCGUGGCUGUGAGGAAACUCAUCGGGUAAGAAGGUGCAGGAUGGAGAUUCCAGGAAAACCGGCCCUGGGAAGUGGAGGGAAGAUCAAGAACAGGAGCCUGCAUGGGGGUCUGAGAAGGCACAGCCAGAGAGUCGGGGGCCUGGAGAGCUUCUGGGGUCAAGGGAAGAAUUUUCAGAAGGAUAUGGUCUAUCGUGUCAUGGCCAUCUGACUCUGAGCUGUCACUUUGUUAGAAAAGCUGUGUGUGUGUGGGUUUAUGUGUGUGUGUGGGGGGGUGUGGGUGUGGGUGGGUGGUUAUCUCUUUAAGUGGCUGAUGGGAGAGGGGGUUCUGGAACUCCUCCUGCCUCACAGAGACCCAGUCUCCCUUCCCCCACACCUCUGGACUCUGUGUCUAAGAAGCCCCUUGAGCUGGGUGUCAGUCAUUUAGGCGGGUGUGUGCAUGGGGGUUGGGGGAGGGCACUGGACAGGUUAGAGGCACACCCCACUGGAGGAUGGAGAUCUUUGAAAGACAGAGAGGUCCUUAAGCUGUGACUCCCUGUGGGUAAGGUCUCAAGGCGCCCAAUAGUAGCAGUAGGACAUGGGAGAAGGAGGUCUUGGGUUUGGGAAGGGCCUGAGGGAGGGGUCCCCAGACAGGGGUGCUGGGGUGAAGUCUGGGAUAUGUAGGGACAUGUGUGUGUGGGUCUCAAGGGCUUGAAAGAGCUGAGAGAGGGGCCUGGGGGUGGGAGGGGUGUUGGCCAAUCUUGCGUGUGUGACCCUCCGCAGCAGCCUCCCUGGCAUGGGGAUGAAGCGGCGCCUUCAGAGCGGGGGCACCUUGCUGGGCUUCUCGGCCCAAAUCCUCACGAUUCUCUCCACUGCCACCAACUACUGGAUUCGCUACCCUGGCGGCCACAGUGGCCUGUGGCAGGAGUGUAAUGGCGGCAUCUGCUCCAACAUCCCCUGCCAGAGUGAGGCCCCGCCCGCCCAGAUGUCCCCCACUGGACAGACAGCACCCCCCCCCCCCGGCACUGAGCACAGCUGGCCCCCUCGCCUCACACAACAGCUGGGCACAUCCUGCGGCGCCCCCACCCUCACCCCUUCCUCUCCAGUCUCAGAUCCACCUGCCCCUCCGCGACAAAGACCACCACGAAGCCCCACUUUGGGAUCUGCUUCCCUGUUGGGACAUUAACCGCCCCUCAUGAAGCAACUUGCGAGUCCCUAUCCAAACUAGACCGGCGGGUGGGGGUGGUGGCCCGGGGCGGCACCAGCGCGCGGCUGAGGCGGCCGCUCUCCCCAGCCACGCUGGCGGUGGCGGGCGCGUGCAUGGUGCUGGCGGCGUGCUCCGCCGUCGUGGGUUUGGUGAUGGGGCUGCGGGUUCUGUGCCACGAGGGUGACUCGCGGGGCCAGACUCUGAGCGGCGCCUUCUUCCUCUGCGGUGAGGUGGUAGCGGGCCCCCAGGCAUAGGGCGGGCUUGGGAGUUGCGGGGGGCAGGGACCCAGGGUCUCGCACUUGGAGGCGCUCGGAAGGGAAUGAGGGGAGGGGCCGGAGACCCAGAGGAGGGCGUGGCUGGGAGGAGGGGGCGUGGCCUGGGCGACGGGCGCGGUCUAGGGGCGCCUCUGCGCUGCGCCCUGGCUACGCUCACCCCGGGCGCGGGGCCCAGGGCUGCUGCUGCUGAUCGCCCUAACAGGCUACGCCGUCAAGAACGCGUGGAAAAACGACGUCUUCUUCUCAUGGUCCUAUUUUUCGGGGUGGCUGGCUUUACCCUUCUCUAUCCUCGCGGGUAACCUGGACAGCGGGAAGAGGGUGGAGGAGACUGCCCUGAGCACCCCCCUCCCCAUAGACUCCCCGUCGCCCUCCCAGGGACUUCCCAGCACACUCCGCUCCCGACUCCCGCACACCCGGCAGGAUCGCCCUUAGAGCUCCGAACCCCCGUCCCCGGGGCGCUCCCGGUCAUCCGCCCCAGGACCCACCGUCCCCCACCCGCCCUCCGCUCCUCUCCCGCCAGGCUUCUGCUUUCUGCUGGCGGACAUGAUCGUGCAGAGCACGGACGCCAUCAGCGGAUUCCCCGUGUGCUUGUGACCGCAGCCUGCCUGGGGCAGAAUAAAGGAACGGCUUUCACC